Ceratina calcarata is the source of this 976-nucleotide messenger RNA. It is a transcript of the gene RsfS312, whose product is annotated as ribosomal silencing factor RsfS-like protein, 312. Gene Ontology annotation, molecular function: ribosomal large subunit binding. Gene Ontology annotation, biological process: negative regulation of ribosome biogenesis; negative regulation of translation. The record is from RefSeq and is a predicted model, not a curated record. Bases 66 to 854 code for a protein of 262 amino acids. The transcript is spliced from 3 exons. NCBI's taxonomy places the organism in Eukaryota, Metazoa, Arthropoda, Insecta, Hymenoptera, Apidae. Gene Ontology annotation, cellular component: mitochondrion.
CGUGCUACAUCAUGUGUAUCGGCACAUGGAUAGGAUAGGACGAAGAAAACUACGAGUAAAACAACAUGCGAAGUCGCGUAUUGUCCAGUUUAUUGCAAACGAGAAAAUUGUUUUAUGAAUAUGCCAAACCUUAUACAAACAACGUAGUAACAUAUUCCCGAUUAAAACAAGCUAGAACAUUUUCAAGUCAGAAUAAAAAAUAUUUUGACGAUGACAGAAACGAAAAUAGUGAAUCGGAUAACCUGAACUCGCUUAGCAAUACUCAUAAAAUUUUUGACGACAAAGAUGCUGAAAUCAUUUUAGAUAUUAGUGAAAAACAAGAGACAAUUGAUAUUGAAGAUUUAAUAGCUGAAGAGAAAAAGCCGGAUCCUUACGAGGGCAUUAAUUUAACGCGUGGUGUAACUGGCGUGUUCGAUAUAGAGGAACUUGUAGAAUUAUUGCGAAGAGAUAAGGCCAGAAAUAUUUUUGUAGCUUCAGUGCCUUCCGAACUAUCAUAUGUGGAUUUCAUAGUUGUUGCAACAGGCAAAUCGAAUAAACAUAUGAUUGCACUUGCUACUUUUAUUCGAAAGGUAUUCAAAUUAAAAAGACACAAGACAGAUAAAUUGCCAAAUAUUGAAGGAAAAAACUCUAAGGAUUGGAUAGCAUUGGACUUGGGAAAUAUUGUCUUACACAUUUUCGAAAAAUCUACUAGAGAACUGUACGAUUUAGAAACACUGUGGUCAGUGGGAGCCGAUUAUGAUGAUCUAAGUAGAGUUACUACUGAAUCAGAUAUCAUGGAACAAUAUACAGCAUUCUUAUCUGAUUUAGAACCCAUUGAAAAUGAUAAUAGAAAUAAAGAAGGAACAAAUAAAUAGUAGUCUCAAAUUAUGUACAUAUAUAUGUAAAAUUGUCUUCUGUAUGUAUGAGCAUUUCUUUCAUGUAUGCCAAUAGAUUGUAAACUUCAGAUUGAAAAAUAAAAUUUAUAAAGUUAAGAGUA